UUUUAUUUAAAAUGCCUUUCAUAUCUUAAGAAAAUGCUAACAAGUUAUAGAUGAAUUUGACUUAAUCUUACUAGWGCAAAACACAUUUGUCCGAUGAUUAACAGUUUGACGUUUUUGGGUCAAAUCAUUUAUGUCCAUACAUUUUAAGUGAAUUUGCUUUAAUUAGAUUUGUCCUAUAACUUGCCAUGUCAGAGGGGGGAGUUCAUAUCCAUGUUAGGGAAUAAAUAUUGUUUUGUUAAAUUAUCUUGCUAUUUGCUGCUUCACCAAGUUUGCUUGGAAUUUCCUGUGUGUGUCAAACCAUCACAARGUAGUGCAACUCCUACAAACUGGAAAUUAUUUGACGAAUGAAAAUCUGAAAAGUGCGGCAUGCAUUUCAAGAGCCACCUUUUGCUGCAUUGAAAAAACUUUUUAAGUACGUUUCAGCGUUGCACAUCAAGCAAAAAUAGCUCAGGCUCGUCCAACCUAGUGUCUGUGAAAGUAAUUUUUUUCAAGUCUUCUAGAUUGGAUUUAGGUCUGAACUUUCACUAGGACCUCCAGGGGUCUUCAACUCUAGUCCCAGAGGACUGGUGUCCUGCAACUUUAAGAUGUGUUUCUGCUUCAAAACGCCUGGGUCAAAGAGUAAGGUUACCAUGGUUCAGUGUGUUUUUUCUUGUAGUUUUAUACCUCAGAUAGUGUUUUAAAAACUUGGUUUUUGAGAAACCAAGCACAUGUCUGCUGUGUACAUAAAGGUUUUUUUUAUUACUUUCUUUUUACAGGGGCUUUCUUCUUGCCACAGUGCAACUCUGGCUAUAAAAAAAACAACAUAUAUGUUGUUUUAACACGUGUGUGUGAAUUGCUAAAUUCAGAAUACACGUUUCAAAAUGUUCCACAUUUUGUCUCAGGAUCUAUUUUUUUGAAUUAUAUUUGACAGACUGAAACAAAAUAAUGUAUAACUGGGGAUAUUUUUUUAAUAAAUGAAAAUCUGAGAAGUGUGGCAUGCAUUUGUAUUCUGCUCCCUUUACUCUUACACCCUUAAAUAAAAUUCAUAAAACCCUGUAGCUUAAUAUGUACUUUGAUAUCUCUUAAUUUUAUUGGUUAAAUUAAAUUAUGAGGUCAUUACAUUAUGGUUAGGUCAUUASAUUUAUGUUAAAUUCCCUUUACUUCUCCACUCCAUCUGACCUUUUAGUGUGAUCGCAAAUUUAAUUCAGUUCUUCUGAAAAUCCACUUCAGAUUUCAACCAUUUCAUCUGAAAAAAAAAAAAAAACCCAACAAAAAAAACAAAAACAUUUGAAUAUCAGGCUGCUCUAUUUCUGUUAGGUGUGAAUGAGAGAAAACUCUCAAAAGAUACUCACAAAUGUCAAGACAAGAAUAACAAACGGGCUGUGAUUAUGAGUAAACCACCGGGGGAGAUUAUUUAUCGGAGCAAGGAUUCGCGGCCACGCGCAGCGUGUGAAGCGAUGGCGUGUUGUUCAGAGCUGCGGCCUCGUCGUAGUUACCUCGAGCUGAGAUAUUACAUAAAAUAUGAGUCUCCCUCACGGUGAGGGAAUGUGCAGCCGGGUUAUCAGCGUGUGUGAGGAAUCCUUUACUGCAGAAAAGUCCUUUUAACCUUAGAGAUGAUCAUUAGGCCAAUCACACAAAAAUGGAGACAUCGCUCUAGUUCAAGAUUCCUCGCAUUGACUUCACACACRGCCUGUAAUGGAUUUUAGAAAGAUUUAUGUGAUUUGAGCGGUUAAGAGCGAUCCGCUCUGUGUCUCUGAACGUCCUCUGCACUCACCACCAGACCUCUUAGAAAAUAAAYGCUCGUUUUCCUACAGUUUGCUCCACCUUCUUUGUAUUUGUAGUACAUUUACGGGACAGACUUCCACAAAGUAUGUAAUUGCGAAACGUUAGACAAAUUAAACGUGGUUUGAAAAAUAUGUUACAAACAAAAGUUUGAAAAUGUGACACCCAUAUCUUGAGUCAAUAUUUAGCACAACCAUCUUUUGUUGCAAUUACAAUAACUCUAUAAAGUCUAUAGCUUACAGAUCUAGGCUUUGCAUAUCCAGACAUUUUUUUGAGUCCUUGCAAAAAGGCUCAAACUGUGGAAGUUUGCAUAUCAAGAAUCCCUAAACAUCAAUUUUCAAUUCUCGCCACAGAKUGUCCAUUAAAUUUCGGUCUGGUUUUGGUCUGUUUGUUCCACUGUGGACUUCACAGAACAGCUUCAUUUAUCCUGAGACUAAAUGACAAACCAACAAGCCCUUUGUGCUCAUUAAGUUAUUUCUGGAGGUAGUUCGUUGCAGUGGAUUAAUCUUAGAGGAGUUAUGAUAACUAAAAAGUCGAAUACAACGGGCAAGCCACAAGUUUCAAAUUGUGUUUGUGCAACAUUUUGACAAGCAUUUUUAUUCCACUUCACAGACGUGCCAUCCGUUGUGUUGGGUGAUUUCAGAAAGUCCAACAUAAACACAGAAGUUUGGGACAAAAAUGUGAGCUGUGCGGAAUGUUAUAACAAAAUAUGAGCUGACAUUAAAUGCAAAAAUCUUCAGAGAUAAAUUGGGCAGCCGUUGUCUCUGAAGGAUUAAGUACAGUCUGGGAUGGGAAACWACUGGAAAAUCAUUUAUGCAACUUUGGCAAAGAAUUAGUUGCAGUCUGAGAAGGCAUUGAUUUAACACUCAGAUCCAAUUACAGAAAAACUCAAUCAAAAACUUCACUUCUACGCAGUUUCAUUUAUGCUUAAUUUAUCUUUUUACGCUUUUUCCGUUGUCUUAUUUAGCAGUUUUCAUUUAACCUUCAGCCUUAACACACACACACACACACAUCAGUACUUCAAGGAUACAAGACUGAAUAUCAUAACUGCUGCAGAAAAGAUCUUUCAGUAGAAACUCCAGCUAAAAAGCGCUAAAAAGGACAGAAUUGAUGAGUUUGAAUCUUUUCAUUUUUCUUUGAUGUGUUAUAUCCACUUUCCUGGUGCAAGCAACAGCUUGAAUCGACACCAAAGGAAGCGAUUCUCUCCCUCAGGAGGCAACACUUUGCAAAGCCAGCUCAUGCUCUCUGCAAGGGCUCACUCACUCUGGCCUGGACCAUGAGCAAUGAUCUGCCUGUUCUGACAAGUCUGACAGAGAACUCCACUCAACAGGAUGCGCCCGUGUCGACCGGCCAGGCGGAGGACUACGUGCUGCUGCUGGUGCUGCUGAGCGUCUUCGCCGGCGGGACGCUGGUCCUGCUGUCCCUGCUGCUGCUCUUCUGUCACCGCUGCUGCUUGGGUGGACGACGCUACUCCAGAGCCAGCGAUGACCCUGAGAAGACRAACACGACUUAUGCUGAGGAUUCUCAGCCCACGCAAGAGAUCACAAUUCGCCUGGAUGAAGCAGACGCUCUCUCGGCGUCGAGCUGUCACGAUGGAGAGUCGGACCGAUUCGUUUCCACCGGCUCCACGGGCCGCAGAGUGUCCUUCAACGAAUCCGCGCUGUAUGAGCAGGAGAAAAACACACAGGAAAAAGGACGCAGGUACACGCUCACCGAAGGAGACUUCCAUCACCUGAAAAAGGCCCGGCUGACCCACCUGCACCUGCCUCCCUCUCCGUGUGACCUGAAGAUACUCACCAUCAUGGAGUGCGACUCCACGGAGAGCAGCACCAUCAACAUCAGUGAGACUUCGGCUCCCGAGCUGCCCCUCAGCAUCUACCAGCCUGCGGAGAGAAGAGUCCCUGACUGGCUGGGACAGAGCCUGAGUGGGGGGCUGCCUGGAGAUCCACACCACUCUACCGUCCUGGACCAGAGAGACAGGCAGUCCUCUUCUGUCCUCAAGUCCCAGCGCUCUCAGACAAUGGAGGCCAUCGGAAACAGGGGCGAGGCCGAGAGCGAGUGGGGGCCGAGGGGAGAGCCGGCUCAGGCCCCGGGUCCGACGUCUGUCCUGCACUUCCUCUCCAAACUGCGGCGACAUGCCAGCCUGGAGGGGGCCGGGCCUUACUUUAGGAGGUGGAAGUUCGACACCAGCCAUCGGGCCGCCAGUCUGGACGCCAAAGGCUCCCCAAAGAGAAAACCUUUUCAGAGACAGAGAGCAGCAAGUGAAACCACCGACCACACCGAUGAAGACUCCUCUCCGUUCCGAGAUGACGCCUUUGAAUCUUUCCCACAUAUUCCCAUCCAGACCAGCGGCCUCCAGUCCCUCUCCGCUGAGACUCUGCCUCAUUCUGAAACAGCUCCUACAUCCUCUGUCUUCCUCAGGAGGCUAAAGCUGGAGGCCAUGGUGGAGGUAGGUGGCAGCRCCACCAGCAGCAGCAGCAGGAGAGCCGAACUCUGUCUCCCAUCUGAUCGCGCUCUGGGUCAGGUUGAGACUGCCGUCAACGGAACUGGAGCGGAACAAGAAACGGCGUUUGGAGCAGCGAUAAGAACCAAAACAACAAGAAAUGAGUCGGAGUCUGCGGAAGAUGACGACCUGUUUGGUGCGGGGCCAGGACCMACCAGGCGGGACCGGUUUGAAGAGCUGUUGAGACAAACCGAGGAUGCAAAAACAGACGUYGGCACAGCUGGUGUGAGAAAAAAGAACRAUGCAGGGACAGAUGAGGGAGACGAUGUGACAUUGGGARCCGUGGCCAGAAGAAGGACAGACUCAGGCUCGUCUCUGUCUUUCAUGAUCCACCAAGAGAGCUCAGAGGCACCCCCGUCCCUCUACAGAGAUAUCUGGAGCCUGAGAGCCUCUCUGGAGCAAUAUGCGUCUUCAGAUCAGAGCAGCACCGAUCGUGAGUCGGUCCGCAGUGACGCAGACAGCGUCUCGUCCUUUGGCGGCGCAGGAGCUCGCUCGGGCCUGGACACCUGCCUGUCGCAAGACCUGGACGACGAGCCUGAAGGAGACGGGGAGGCGGAGGGCGGAACCAGAGGGGCGUCAGGGGUAGACGGGGAGAUGGGGAAUGGAGCUGGUGGAGAGGCAGAGGGAGGAAAUAGGAAGUUGCUUCAAAUGGACAGUGGUUAUGCCUCUAUUGAAGCGCCAUCCAGAGCCCCUGAAGAUAUGAGGCUGUUUGGGACUCCUGGGGCCCCUCGGGGGAAGACUGCAUCUGAGAGGAGACUGUUUUUUACCAGCUCUGGGAGGAAAGGCUCAGUGUGUGAGAGCGUGGAGACCAAGUUGUUUCAGGAGGAGCUGGAGGACCAGAUGGCCCUCACCGCAGACACAGAGGACAGACUAAAACAGAAAUCUCAGGGUGACUGUCUUUCUCACACCCUUCAAGAGCCAUAUCAGCUACUGAAGUCCCUCCAUCCUCAGAAGCCUCCAGAAACACAAACUCAGCUCAUUUCUCCGUUGGUGAGCCCGACCCCACAGCCCCCGAGUCCUCAUCGAUCCCGUCUCCGUCGCCGUGACUACAGCAUAGACGAGAAGACAGACGCGCUCUUCAACGAGUUCCUUCGUCACGAUCCGCGCUUCGACCAGCAGGACUCUCCGCUGCGGUCCAGGCACAGGUCCAGGGUUCACCUCCGGAAGCAGUGGCAGAGACACAAGCAAUACAGCGACCCGGGUUCGGCCUCGGGGGGAAGGUACUCGCCGUCUCUAGAGAGACAGAGGUUCAUCCCGCUGAGGAGGGGGGACAGCGCAGGCUACCCGCUGGACACCAGGUACCACAGCACCCUGUCGAGAAUAGCGAGCGCUGCCGAUGAAGAAGCCAGCGAGGUCGCGGCUUCUGAGGAGGCGGCAAUGGAGAGAGCAGAAGUUCCGGUAGGAGAGGCAGCUGCAGGGAGCACGGCCGAGAGAACGGCCGACGGAGUAGACCCAACGAGAAGCGUCUCCGCAGAGUUGGCUGGUGAGACUGAUGGCUGCCAACUGUCCACAAGCAAGGAGGCGGGAAGCGCGAGCAGCACUCUGUCGGCGCAAAUGAGCCACAUGGACCCCAGAGUGGACAACAGGAACAACAACAGCAGCCAGGCCAUCGUGUCAGAGGUUUCCCUGCAGGCCCAGAGCAGCCUAGCAGACAAGCUGGUGGCGUCGGUGGACGAGAGACUCUACGGCGGACUGCGCCGCGCGGAGAAGACCCGACAAGCAGGGUCAGAGGUCAUCGUGACGCACACUGCCUCACCGGGGUCCAAUCCCACAUAAUCCCCUGCCGUUGUAUUUAUCACAAAACCACAAUAAGUCAAACAUCAUCAUGUGUCAGACACAGUCCAACAUUAUCACGUGUCUCUAGCAGCAUUAGCUUCCAGCAUUAGMAUUAGCUUCCGGCUCGUCCAGUCACACCCGAACUGCCGCUGUGACGUCCCUCCGUCAGUAACCAGAAAACUCAUCGCCGACAUUCAAAGAUGUAGAUGCAUCUUUAGAAAAUGUUAUUUUCUGACCUACCUGUGACUUUUYAGCAUGCUAAGUCCAAGCUACGUGUCUGUGAAUAGUGUACAGUUUUAACCUCUAUGAGCACUUUGAUGGGAUGAAAUCUACCGCUGGUGUUUGUCAGCCAUUUCUCUCAUGUCCCUKUCCUCCUCAAGUGUCCUUGUUUGUCUCUGCCGUCAUGAGGGUGAAAGGUCGUGUGAGAGAGCGGUCAUUYCACRAAUAAUGAUACGGUGAACCGCAAAUGUCUUCACAGCCCCUUGGCUUUUACACUCACAACCACAAAAUUGUGUUUAGGUGGAAUUUUACGACAGACACACAUGAMGUAGUGCAAAAUUUGAUUUUUUAGCUUUAAAAAAAAMAACCUCCUUUUGAAAUUAAGAAAAACGCUAUAGAACCAGAGAGAACAAAUGAGAACAUUAAUUUUCAAUUCCUGCCACAGAAUCUCAAUGGGAUUUAGGUAUGGAUAUGACUCUACGAUUAAGGUCCUCUGACAGGGUUUAGCUAAAGUGAGUGGUGUGCAACAUGUAGGCCAAAUGGUUCAGCUGUAGUCUAUAACAAAAUGAAACAACCAAGCUCCUCCAGAGUUAGCACGCUCCUCUUUAGUACUUUUAUGAAUAAUGUUCCCCUAAUAUUCUUGUAACAAUCCACAGAUACCAUCAAAUACCAGCAGGAUUCAUAUUGAGAAUAAAUUAGCCACAGUUGGACUAUGGUAUUAAGUAGAAAACCUCUGGAGACAAUUAUUUGCACUGGGUUUUUAUUUCUGGCUAUUUUUAUAAUUGCACACCAGUUUUUAGAUCAUUUGUUCAUUUCAUUUAAAAUACAUUUAAAAUGCAGUAUUUGUGUCCGUCUGUCGCAUAGAAUUUCAAUAAAAUAUAAUUUUGUGGUUGUAAAGUUUUAAAAAAACAAAAGCGGUGUGAAUACAUUUGCCAGUCACUGUAUGAAGAACGAUACCAAACAUGUUUACAGCUGCCCUCGCUUUCAUUAACACUUUAUCAGCYGACCUGAAGAUAUCACUAUAAAACCAGAUGGAAAGCAGAAGAUGCAGUCAAAUAAAAACAAACAAAAAAAUGUGAGCAGUUUUGCAUUUGCUCCUUAUAUUUAAGUUGUGUUUAUUUGUGUUAGUCAUCAGUUCUUGUUAUGUAGCACGACUGAGGAGACGGSGUUCAGGCGUGGGCUUUAGUGUAUCUGGGACUCUUUGGAGGGAAGACUGACGGAUGAUGCUUGAAGUGAGUGACAGAAGCCUCCGAGGCUUUUAAACAGAUUGCUCACGGAGGAGUUCAGGCUGUCACAUGCUGAAUGUAAUCAGAGGUGGCGUUGCCCUGUGCCCAGGAGAAAACGAAAUCAUUAACACACUGUGUAAGUCCAAAUAAAAACGCGGGAAUAAUCCGUUUUUCUCCCGAAAACAAAUCUUGCAGAGUCUGAUAGUUUAUUUCUUUUGAGUCUGAUUGUACAUAACCCUGCAAAAACUYCCAAGAAACGUCAAAAAARAAAAARAAAAAAAAAAAAAAAAAGCACAAUCAGAAAUGUUUCUGGAAAAAUGKGGAACAUAAGAUGAUUGUUUAUGGCUCAAAAGUGACUAGAAAUUAAUAUCAUUGGAAAGUUUGCAGUAAUAGURAAAACRAAAUGCCAUUAUUACUUAAGGGAAAAAAGGUGAGAAYUAAUCGGRAAUUCUCUCAAUACACUGGAAGAUGAGCAAAUGUAUUUUUCCAUCUAAAAAAUAAAUUUAAAAUGAUUAUUUUAUGGCCRUUUCCAGCUUAAAUUUGUUGUAUUCUUUAAAAUCAGUAGAAAGGGAAAAAAAGAACUAAAUCCCUGAAAUACAUGAGUGAGAUGUCGUUUUUUUUUAAAUUUUUUUUUUAACAAAACAUUUGAAGGAACGAAUACAUCCAGCUAAAUAUUACUUGAUUUAGCUUUAGCUGCAAUCAGUGAGUGAAUGUAGUCRGUGGGGAACAUAAAACAUUUAUACGCAUCCACA
Messenger RNA from Poecilia reticulata (guppy), 8237 nucleotides. It is a transcript of the gene cbarpa, whose product is annotated as CACN subunit beta associated regulatory protein a. The record is from RefSeq and is a predicted model, not a curated record. Lineage: Eukaryota; Metazoa; Chordata; Actinopteri; Cyprinodontiformes; Poeciliidae. Gene Ontology annotation, cellular component: secretory granule; plasma membrane. Gene Ontology annotation, molecular function: transmembrane transporter binding. Gene Ontology annotation, biological process: negative regulation of voltage-gated calcium channel activity; negative regulation of calcium ion-dependent exocytosis.